AACGAUUGCUUGUAGUAUUGGGCAUUAUAUGGGCCACGUUAAUCUUAUCAUGGCCCAUUAUAGAAACAACAAUCGGCCUAGGUAGUGUCGCUUUAUGCUGCUUUCAAAGUAGCAACCCCCAAUUCAAUUCUACUGGAAUCUCUAUGGCUACCGACGACCAGCCAUCUUCCGAGCUGCCUCGAUCGAUUUUUGACUUGAAUGUGGAUUUCUUUAACUCCUGUUGCUUGUUGAAUCCUUCGGUCCGGUUUGGACCAGUGCUUUCACCGGCGGAGAAGAGCUCCAAGGAGGGCGGCGUCAUAUUGGAUAGAUGGACCUGUAACACUUGUAAAAUCGAGUUCGUUUCCCUUCACGAUCAACGCUCCCACUUCAAGUCCGACAUUCAUCGCCUUAACAUCAAGCUGAGUGUAGCUGGAAAGGCUGUUUUGAGAGAAGAAGAUGUUGAUGAGUUGACAUCUGAGUCCGUCCAAGACUAUGAUGUGUCUAGUAUCUCUGGAUCAGAGGACGAAUCUGAGCCAAGACCCUUGUUCCAUGCUGUUGCUGAUAAAAAGAAGCUCUUUAUUCUUCUUCAGAGUGGUGACAAGGUUUCUAUCUGGAAAAGCUUAAUCAUGGACGAGGCUGAAAGGGUUUCUUACACAGGAGUUUCUCUUGAUGAUUCUGGGAGCUUGCCCGAGAGUGAUGUCACUGAGAGGCUGAGGAAUUUCGUUAAUACCGAUGAUAGGAGAAUGUGUGUCGUGUUGCUUGCAAGUGGUGGCCACUUUGCUGGUACUGUCUUUAAUGGAAAGUCCGUUGUCGCUCAUAAAACAUUCCACAGAUAUGUUGUAAGAGCCAAGGCUGGGAAAAAGCAGUCCACAAAAGAUGGGAGUGGGGGAAGUAUCCACUCUGCUGGUGCCUCACUUCGUCGUUAUAAUGAACUUGCUUUGAAAAAGGAUAUACAAGAGCUACUUGCUAGCUGGAAGCCUUAUUUUGAUGGUGCAUCUUGUGUUUAUGUCCAUGCUCCCUCAAGCAGUAGGCAACUGCUUUUCAAUGCAGGCAAACCAUACUUUAGCAGCCAAAACUGCGCUGUACGAAACGUUCCAUUUACUAUCCGGCGGCCAACCUUCAAAGAAUCACAGCGUAUAUAUAAUCAGUUGACUCAGGUUGCAUAUGUAACUGAGGAGAUUUUUGUAAAUCCACAAGAAGAAGCCAAAGCUAAUAUCGUGGUGCACACGCACACUGAGGAUUCGGGUGAAAUCUCAAGACAGGAUGAGUCUGUUGAAACUUCUACUACCAGAAUAGUCUUAGAGGAACCAAAUGUUAUAGAAGAGGACCUCGGAGAUAUAGUUACUGGUACGUCAACUCCAUUACACGAAGCUGCUAAAUCUGGUGAUUGUGAGAGAGUUGGGAAGUUACUGGAGGAGAGUAUGGAUCCUUGUGCUAAGGAUGAAAGAGGGAGAACGCCGUACAUGCUUGCAAAUGACAAGGAAGUGAGAAACAUUUUCAGGCGGUUUAUGGCGUCAAACCUUGAAAAAUGGAAUUGGCAUGAUGCUAAAGUACCCAGCCCGCUCACCAAGGAGAUGGAGGAAUCUCAAGCUGCUAAGCAGGCAGAGAAAGACGCCAAGAAGAAAGCAAGAGCAAAAGAAAUGAAGAAACUACGCAAAGCCCGAGAAAAGAAGGCUCAAGCAGAAGCUGAGCAGGCUGAGAAGGAGAAACCCAUCUCUAAAGUGGAGGAAGUGAGAAGAGCAAUGGCAGCGGAGAGGGAAAAGAGAGCAGCGGCCGCAGAAAGACGGAUGGCAUCACUUAACAUUCAAAGCAGUUCGACGACAGCACCAUCAUCUUAGGCAGCGCGAGUAUUAUAUUCACCUUCUAUCCCAAAAUAAAUCCGCUUGUGGAUUACUUGCACCUAAGUUUCAAAUAGGCUUUUUACAUAUUUUUUGGGGGGGGGCUGUGUGUAAUUCUUAUAGAUUUUGCCGUGGUGAUGUAUACAAUAGUACUAAUCUCGUUUUGGUAUUAAAUUCACAUACUUUUUGUUGUCUCUU
Brassica rapa (field mustard) is the source of this 2015-nucleotide messenger RNA. Its product is annotated as ankyrin repeat and zinc finger domain-containing protein 1. Lineage: Eukaryota; Viridiplantae; Streptophyta; Magnoliopsida; Brassicales; Brassicaceae. The record is from RefSeq and is a predicted model, not a curated record. Gene Ontology annotation, molecular function: protein binding. Gene Ontology annotation, biological process: ERAD pathway.